Messenger RNA from Protopterus annectens (West African lungfish), 1015 nucleotides. Its product is annotated as ADP-ribosylation factor-like protein 8A. Gene Ontology annotation, molecular function: GTP binding; GTPase activity. Gene Ontology annotation, biological process: protein transport; anterograde axonal transport. Lineage: Eukaryota; Metazoa; Chordata; Ceratodontiformes; Protopteridae. Gene Ontology annotation, cellular component: lysosomal membrane. The transcript has 7 exons. The record is from RefSeq and is a predicted model, not a curated record. The coding region runs from base 127 to 687 and encodes 186 amino acids.
UUGGUGGGCUGUCCAAAACCUCGUGUCAUAUGACCGGCGCUGAAUGGUUCCUAGAACGUAAUACAGCACUUGGUUACAAGGAGUCCUAUAAAUCAAAUUUGGGGUGUUUGUUCCUUUUGGAGAAUAAUGUUAGCUCUUAUUAACAAACUUCUGGACUGGUUUAAGUCUCUCUUCUGGAAGGAGGAGAUGGAGUUGACGUUGGUCGGGUUGCAGUAUUCUGGAAAGACGACCUUCGUUAAUGUUAUAGCGUCUGGACACUUCAAUGAAGAUAUGAUUCCAACAGUAGGAUUCAAUAUGAGGAAGAUAACCAAAGGAAAUGUUACCAUAAAGGUAUGGGACAUUGGAGGACAACCGCGAUUUCGAAGUAUGUGGGAAAGAUACUGCAGAGGAGUUAACGCAAUUGUAUAUAUGGUUGAUGCUGCAGAUAUGGAAAAAAUAGAAGCUUCAAAAAAUGAGUUGCACAACUUGCUUGACAAACCACAGCUGCAAGGCAUUCCCGUAUUAGUACUUGGCAACAAGCGGGAUAUUGCUCAUGCUUUGGAUGAAAAAGAACUAAUUGAAAAGUUGAAUCUCUCAUCUAUACAAGAUAGAGACAUCUGCUGCUACUCCAUUUCCUGCAAAGAAAAGGAUAACAUAGAUAUAACACUGCAAUGGCUGAUUCAGCACUCCAAAUCAAGACACAGCUGAAAAAGAACACUUUUCCAAACAAGAUAUACCUGUACAUUAUAUGUUUAAAAGGACAGAAAAAAAUUAACCUGUAUGAACUGAUUCACAUAUCACCAGUUUAUGUUAAUAGUCAAAUUUUAUAUUGUAAUGUCCUUUUAUGGUAAAAGUUAAAAAAACAAAAAAGAAAAAAGAGUCAUUCACUUACAUACUUUAAAUUCUGUAAGCCUUAUUAGAAAAGUGACUGAUUUUUACCGUAUUUAGAAUUUGGGUUGGGUUUUGCAUGAGUAUUAUCAAAGCUGUAUUGAAUAUUUUUAUAUGUACAUAUUAAAUGGGAUAUCUGUAUAAGGAA